Truncatella angustata is the source of this 2193-nucleotide messenger RNA. RefSeq lists its product as uncharacterized. The transcript is spliced from 2 exons. NCBI's taxonomy places the organism in Eukaryota, Fungi, Ascomycota, Sordariomycetes, Amphisphaeriales, Sporocadaceae. The record is from RefSeq and is a predicted model, not a curated record. Bases 1 to 2193 code for a protein of 730 amino acids.
AUGGACUCAGAUAGCUACAGCGAGGCUGGCCCUGAGCAGCCCUCCCGUCGCAUGCCACGACGUGCAGCCAAGCUCAAGGAACCCGUUCGUCUCACCCGAUCAGCCGUGGUACACAUGUCGCAGAGCUCCGCUUCUGACGCGCAACCAUCAGAAGACGAAACAACACGUCACGACAUUUCCUCCUCCCAUGAAGACGAUACCGGAGAUGAAGAUGGCAAUUUCACCAUGGCACAUUCUGGACAGAAACGCAAGAAGACAUCGCACAUCCUGACUGCCGCCUCCAAGCGCACUCGCCGAUCGAAUCCCUCUGGCAGUCGACCUCGAUCAUCUUCAGCCCACCCGUCUAGAGGACGCCCUGGAAGACCAGCAGUAAGGUCACCUGCCAAGAAGAGCCAUCAGGACGUUGGUGAACAGACUACAAUCGUCGUGCCUGGCGAUUGGCAACACUUGCCCGCACUGGUUUGGGAGAACAUAUUCGAUUUCGUCGCAAUUCCAAUCAGUGACCCUACCGCUCGCAAAGAAGAUAUUUCUAUAGCAAUACGAACACUUCGUAAUGCAACCAAAGCUGGCAGACCCCUUGUCGAACCUGCCAUUGCCGCACGAUAUAGAUGCAUUCAUCUAGAAGACUUCGCCAGUGCUCAAGAUUUAAGCAGGAUAUUAGCUAUCGAUCCAGACCAAACGGCGCUGUAUAUCAGAUAUCGAUCCAAGAUCAAAUCGUUGCGCAUUGAGGUGCAUGAGACGUUGAGCAAAAGAGUUCAGGGUCAAUAUGUGACAUUAUGGGAACUAAUCCGGAACCUGCCCACCCUCGUGGAUGUCGAGCUAUACCAUAAGACUGAUCUGUCUUACACGAGGGACGAUUUGGAGAAAACUGUCCGAUGGAAAUAUCCCGACGAGCUACUUGAUGCUCUGGCAUUCGUGCCAGACAAGGAUCCGGCUAACGAUUACCGCAAAAAAGAACCCACCAAGUUGGAAAGCUGGACGUGGAGCUCGCGCCUCGCCAAUGAAUCGUAUUCCUUAGAGAAGCUAGUGGCAAUUCAUCAGACGCCCAGCUUCGCCACCCUGCGAAAGAUCAAAUUCAUCAACUACCAAGUACCCUCUCUCAGUACCAAAGUUGAUGAUGAAGCCGCCAUGGCCAUGGAUUUGCCGGAGAUUCGGAAACUCGCAACGGCUAUAAGUGCAUUGCCCAAUCUCGAACACUUGGCCUUCAAAUCCUCGACAAUGGUUAACAACUCGCUGCUGAGUCUUCUGCCGAAAACUCUGAAGCAUCUUGAACUCCAGGAUUGCUACGAUGUGACUUCGGAUGCUCUCCGAGAUUUCCUGUUGGCCCACGGUCACUGGAUCCAACAAUUGACUCUGGACCAUUGUCGCGGCUUAAAUCUAGACUUUCUCACAGUCUUGAAAGGAGCCUGUCCAAACUUGACUCAUUUGAGCAUGGACAUGACAUACCACAGGUAUAUCGAGAGUUACCCGGAUAACGAGCCCGAGUACAAGGUGCUUCUGGGGCCGGGCCAGGUCCCUACGUGGCCGCCAACACUCCAGUAUCUCAACAUCCAGCCCAUGCGCUCGUGGGGACCAGCCGUCCUCGAAUCAGCCACAACUUUCUUCAGAAGCUUGACUGAUAGCGCAUCGGAUCUUCCCCACCUCCGUCAUAUCUCACUCAAGCUCAAGAUCAAUGCUCUACGCAAUGAGCGUUACAAGUUCAAGAGAACCUGGAUUCCAAAGUUUGACAACAUCUUCAAAAGAACUUGGGAAGACCCGAAGCCGCAGCCCCGUCGCAGAUUCGUUAUACCGAUACAGACGGUCAGCCGUAGUGAGAGUCGAAACAGUGACGUGACCCCAGCACGACGGAGUACCCGCAUCGCAGAGCGACCCCCAACCCCAACCCCGACUAGUCCUGCGGACGAGGUGGCCGAAUCCAGCAAGCGCGCGAGACUGAACAUGCUCCGCGUGCGGAAGGAGACCCGACGUCUGAGACUUCCUGGCAAGAUGUACCAUGCCGACAACGAGGAAAGUGAGGACGAGCUUUCAAUGAAUGAUUCUGACUUCACACGAGUCGUUCCGAUCUUCAAACAACGUCUCUGCGACGUUGUUGAUGUUCAUAUCGAUAACGGCACCGUAACAGAAUAUCAGUUUACCGAGAAUGACUUCCUCGACACGCCCAAUGACACCGAGGAUGAGGAUUACCAAGAUUGA